AUGUCGCAAGUGUCGGACCUCGUCAAAGACUCGAAGCUGCCCACCAAGGUCGACUCUGAGUAUACCACGCACACCUUUCUCGAGUCCACGUCGGUGGCAGGCCGGCGCGCCCGGCGCAGAGAGCGCGAAGAAAUCUGGAAGAAGAAAAGGCCCCUGGGAAUCGGCAUCUUGAGCACGGUAUGGCUGGAGGAGUGCGUGUCUGAGGACGGGAGCAAGUUACGCGCUGUCAAAGAAGUGUGCAAAACCGCGCCAGGGGCCAAGCUCGUGGAUUAUAACCGCGAGCUAGAAGCCAUUGCCAGGUUCUCGCAGCAGAGGUACGAUGGGUGCUUCGUGAAAUCCUCGGGUUGGUUCGACACCCCUGAGUCGGUGUUGAUUUCCAUGGAGUAUCUCUCCCUGGGCGAUCUCCAGCAGUACAUGACCCAGCCGUUUCCCGAGAAAGAAGCCCAACAUAUUGCAUUGCAGCUCCUCGAGGGCCUUGAUUUUAUGCAUGGCAAUGGAUUUGCUCACCGCGAUUUGAAACCUCAGAAUAUUUUCGUCCUUUCCAUGGGCCCAGACUGGUGGGUCAAGAUCGGCGACUUCGGGAUCAGCAAGCGGGUCAUGGAGAGCUUCAUGGGCCUGUCAACUUUCAACGGCACCCCGGCGUUCAUUGCGCCCGAGGUCUAUGAGCAACAGUGGAAGAUUGAAAAGACAACCCCGGCGCCGGACUUGGUUUAUGGUCCAGCAGUCGAUAUCUGGGCUCUUGGUGUGAUUACUUACUACAUGCUCACGGCCAACCUGCCAUUUUCUUGGAAAAGUGACCUUCUCGCCUACUCCAAGGGCGAAGCAGAUCUACCACUGAGCUCUUUGGCCGAGGUCCAAGUCAGUCCAGAAGCGACUUCAUUCCUUGAACGCCUGUUGGCAGCAAAGUCUGCCGAUCGCCCUGUCGCAAGAGAUGCUUUGGACCAUGCCUGGCUUGUCCCGCUGCUGCAAGACUCCGAUGCAAGCGAUGGUCAAGAUCAGCCCGAGCCAAUCUCAAAUCUUGAGACCAUCCAAGAACCAGAAGAGCCGCAGGAAUUCCAGGAAUCCCCUGCCCCGAAGCAAAAGCCACCAGCCUCACAGGAUGUAAUGGUCCCCGGCACGAUCGAUUUGACGGAUGAUGUACCGGAAAAGCCCAAAAAGCCCAUUCCCGCGGAACAACAUCCGUCAAUACGACAAUCGCAGCAGUCCACCACACCGAUAUCACCACUGAGUCUGGGGAUCGACGGUGAUACGUACAAGCAGCUGAUCAACAACCUCAAUCUGAACCGCUCAAGGACCCCGUCAACGAGCGUCUCGACCCGGGACUACCCAGCGACAGAAACAGCGUCCAUUGCAACAUCGCAACAGAGCGAUUCCCAGCACAGCGAGCCCAUCACCCGAGCCCACCACAACCGUCAAACCUCCUCGGCGUCGUCUAUGACCCCAAUCGACAUCCUCCCUCCCUACACCCGCCGAAGAUCCGACGCCGCGCCCAUCCCCAUCUCUGACCUCGACUACAAAACCCCUUCGUCAGGGAGUCCCACUCCCAGCAUCAGAAACAGCAGACACAGCGCGGAUCGGUUCUCUGAGAAGAUUAGACGAGCCUCUCGCGAUAUCAUGCCGAGACGGAGCCGCCGCUCCAACGAUUACCAUGGCAAAGAUAUAAAAGAAGCGGAGAUCCCGCGUUGUCGGUCUUCUCAGGAUACCACUCCAACGUCUCCCUCAACGUGA
This is a messenger RNA of Penicillium alfredii, 1728 nucleotides long. RefSeq names its product serine/threonine-protein kinase. NCBI's taxonomy places the organism in Eukaryota, Fungi, Ascomycota, Eurotiomycetes, Eurotiales, Aspergillaceae. The transcript is spliced from 3 exons. Gene Ontology annotation, cellular component: cytoplasm. Bases 1 to 1728 code for a protein of 575 amino acids. The record is from RefSeq and is a predicted model, not a curated record. Gene Ontology annotation, molecular function: protein serine/threonine kinase activity; ATP binding. Gene Ontology annotation, biological process: autophagy; peptidyl-serine phosphorylation.